UCUCUUUAUCUCUUAUUUCUCUUUAAUCACAUGUCACCCGUUACUUCUCAUUUAUUUUAUAGUGGUGUAAAUAUAUAAGUAUAUCUGACCUAUGAACAUUACGAAAAUGAAUGUGCAAUUUCAUAUUCCUGUAUUUCCUUAUAUUUGACCCAGGCUGCUUUGCUAUCGUUUCUAGUUUUGAGAUUUUGGUAAGUAAAAAACAUAUUUCUACUUUUUUCUUGUCAAUUUUCACUUAAUAUGAUUAAUACAAGUAUGAUAAAUUAAAUUUAUAAGAAUUUUAGAUAUCUAAAAACCUGAAAAACCGGUAGAUUAACAAUUAACUAACAUAAACUCCAUUGACUAAGAGCUUCAUCAUAUAUGAAUAUAUAUUUAUAUAUGGGUUUGUAAGCAUCACAUACUGUUAAUGCAACUCACAAAAUGGAAAGCAAAGCAAGCAAAGGUGAGGUGCAUGUUAUAGUAUUUCCCUACCCAAUUCAAGGCCACAUUAAUCCUAUGCUCCAAUUCUCUAAGCAACUUGCUUCAAGAGGCCUUAAAGUUACAUUAGCUACCACUUCUACUUUCUCCUCUAAAUUCAAGAAGCUCAAAUCAAGCUCAAUCACCAUAGAAACCAUAUCCGAUGGUAGCAACGAAGUCGCGACACCAGAAAAUGUUGAUGCAUAUAUUGAGAAAUUUGAUGUUGUUGCACCAAGAAGCUUAAGUCAACUCAUUGAGCAGAAAAUUGGCUUUGAGCAUUGUGAUGUUAGAUGUCUUAUAUAUGAUUCAACUAUUCCUUGGGCUUUAGAUAUAGCUAAGAAAUUUAACAUCUAUGGUGCAUCAUUUUUUACGCAAUCUUGCCUAGUUAGCUUGAUAUAUUAUCAAGUUUAUCAUGGAAUCUUGAGUGUACCAAUACAAGGGCCCGGAAUUUGCGUGGCUGAGAUGCCAUUCAUUGAAGCUACGGACUUGCCGUCCUUUGUUCGUCAAGUGGGAGUGCAUCCUUCUCUAGAGAAGCUUGUGAUUGAUCAAUUCUCAAAUUAUGGAGAGGCUGAUUGGCGGUUUUUCAACACUUUUGAAGCCCUUGAGAGUAAGGCAGUAAAGUGGAUGACGAACCAAUGGCCGGUGAAAACAAUUGGACCAUGUAUUCCCUCAACGUACUUGGACAAGCGCUUACCAGAUGACAAAGACUAUGGCCUAAGUCUUUUUGAAGCCCAAACUGAUGCUUGCAUUCAAUGGCUUGAUGCAAGGGAACCUACCUCUGUGGUCUACAUAUCGAUGGGUAGUUUAGCUUCCUUAGGACGUGAACAAAUGGGAGAAAUUGCAAAAGGUUUACAGAAAAGCAACAAAUAUUUCUUAUGGGUUGUUAGAAGUUCAGAAGAGAAUAAGCUUCCAAUGAAUUUCAAAGAAAAUAUAUCAGAAAAAGGUCUAAUUGUCAAUUGGUGCCCUCAACUAGAGGUCUUGGCUCACUGCGCUGUAGGUUGCUUUGUGACUCAUUGUGGAUGGAACUCAACACUAGAGGCGAUCAGCUUAGGGGUUCCAAUGGUUGCAUUCCCUCAAUGGACUGACCAACCAACUAAUGCGAAAUGUAUUGUCGAUUUUGGAAAGAUUGGGGUUAGAGUAAAGGUAGAUAAGAGGGGUUUAUUAACUGCUGAUGAAAUAGAAUUCUGUAUUCAAGAGGUUAUGGAUGGAAAACAGACAAAAGAGAUCAAAAAUACUGCAACUAAGUGGAGGCAUAUCUCUAAACAAGCAACAGAAAAAGGCGGAAGCUCUGAUAGAAACAUUGAAGAAUUUGUUUCCAAAUUGUUAUAUUCUUAAGCAGUUUUGAGCUCCACGUAUUAUGAAAAAAAUAUUAUCGAGCAAUGCAUGAUUAGUUAUAUCGAAGCACGUCAUGUUUAAUCAGUUACAAGAUACUUUGUAUUAGUCGCGGACCUAAUUGGGGACA
Messenger RNA from Beta vulgaris subsp. vulgaris (sugar beet), 1915 nucleotides. Its product is annotated as UDP-glycosyltransferase 74E2. Bases 418 to 1788 code for a protein of 456 amino acids. The record is from RefSeq and is a predicted model, not a curated record. Gene Ontology annotation, molecular function: UDP-glycosyltransferase activity. The transcript is spliced from 2 exons. NCBI's taxonomy places the organism in Eukaryota, Viridiplantae, Streptophyta, Magnoliopsida, Caryophyllales, Amaranthaceae.